AUGGCUGGUGAUCAACUUCAAGUGCUUCACGCACUUGAUCUUGCAAAAACACAAUGGUACCAUUUCACAGCAAUCAUAAUCGCCGGAAUGGGUUUCUUCACAGAUGCAUAUGAUCUCUUUUGCAUCUCACUUGUCACAAAAUUACUCGGCCGGAUUUACUACCAUGUUGAGGACCACCCAAAUCCCGGCACACUGCCGCCCCAAGUGGCGGCGGCAGUCAACAGUGUCGCGUUUUGUGGAACCCUAACCGGUCAACUCUUCUUCGGCUGGCUCGGGGACAAAAUGGGAAGGAAAAAAGUGUACGGAAUGACACUUUUGAUCAUGGUGAUUUGCUCCAUAGCCUCCGGCCUUUCGUUUAGCAAUGACCCGAAAGCAGUCAUGAUCACCCUUUGUUUCUUUCGAUUCUGGCUAGGGUUUGGAAUCGGAGGCGACUACCCUCUUUCCGCCACUAUAAUGUCGGAAUACGCGAAUAAAAAAACCCGAGGAGCUUUUAUCGCUGCGGUUUUCGCUAUGCAAGGUUUCGGGAUUUUAGUCGGUGGCAUUUUCGCAAUUAUCGUAUCAUCAUCGUUUAAAGCUAAGUACAACGUUCCACCAUAUGUGACCGACGCACUCCGUUCCACUCCUCACCAAGCCGAUUACAUAUGGCGAAUCAUCUUGAUGUUUGGCGCGAUUCCGGCCGGAAUGACGUAUUACUGGCGAAUGAAGAUGCCGGAAACGGCCCGGUACACUGCUUUAGUCGCCAAGAACGCGGGAAAGGCGGCGGCGGACAUGGCCCGUGUUAUGCAAGUCGAUAUUGAAGCCGAACAAGGAAAAGUCGAGGAAAUAACUGAAAAAGAUUCGAAUUCGUUCGGUUUGUUUACAAAACAAUUUCUCCGCCGCCACGGGCUCCACCUCCUUGGGACUACCACCACGUGGUUCUUACUCGACAUUGCGUUUUACAGUCAAAAUCUCUUCCAAAAAGACGUUUUUAGCGCGAUUGGAUGGAUUCCACCCGCGAAGACCAUGAGCGCGAUUGAAGAGGUUUUUAGAAUCGCGAGAGCCCAAACGAUAAUUGCGCUUUGUAGCACGGUUCCCGGGUAUUGGUUUACAGUUGCCUUCAUUGACCGAAUGGGUCGGUUCAAAAUCCAACUCAUGGGGUUUACAAUGAUGACAAUCUUUAUGUUCGCAUUAGCAAUCCCUUACAAUCAUUGGAAAGAACACGAUAACCGAAUCGGGUUUGUGGUGAUGUACUCUUUCACUUUCUUUUUCGCCAAUUUUGGCCCGAAUGCCACCACGUUUAUCGUGCCCGCCGAGAUUUUCCCGGCCCGGUUGCGGUCAACUUGUCAUGGGAUAUCGGCGGCAUCGGGAAAGCUCGGGGCGAUUGUUGGUGCUUUCGGGUUUUUAUAUUUGGCUCAAGAUAAAAAGAAACCCGACGUGGGGUAUUCUCCGGGUAUUGGUGUUAAGAACGCUCUUAUUGUGUUGGGUGUUGUUAACUUUUUGGGUGUUCUUUUUACACUUUUGGUCCCCGAAGCUAAAGGGAAAUCACUUGAGGAGAUGUCGGGUGAAAAUGAGGAUGAUUAUGAUGCGGUAAAGCCAGAAGAUCUAUCCAAGGUGGUAGCAACCUAA
This is a messenger RNA of Lactuca virosa, 1605 nucleotides long. The record is from the annotation of a GenBank genome assembly. NCBI's taxonomy places the organism in Eukaryota, Viridiplantae, Streptophyta, Magnoliopsida, Asterales, Asteraceae.